Messenger RNA from Uranotaenia lowii, 10059 nucleotides. RefSeq lists its product as uncharacterized. Bases 2307 to 5909 code for a protein of 1200 amino acids. The record is from RefSeq and is a predicted model, not a curated record. Gene Ontology annotation, cellular component: plasma membrane. The transcript has 17 exons. Lineage: Eukaryota; Metazoa; Arthropoda; Insecta; Diptera; Culicidae. Gene Ontology annotation, molecular function: protein binding.
UCGUCGGGUACGGUUGAAAUUUCGAGGAUUCGUAUUCGGGAACCGCGGUCGGUUGUUGAGUCUCUAUCAGGUGUAUCUACCUGUGUGGUUACUUGCUGCUACCACCAAGAUUCUGGAAAAGGAUUCGGUUUUGGUGUUGGAAGGAUCUGCCGAGUUUACCGAGCUAGAUAGUAUUGGGAUUUUCCGGAGAGGCUGCUAGCAGCAUCAUCAUCGUCUUCGUCGUCAUUGGUGUUGGUAGCGAGCCUUGCGAGUUUCGUAUCGAUAACGUCAUCCCUCGGUUGGGAUAUUGAAGGCACACCGAAUGAUGGCAGCCGCCAGGAUUGCCAGGAGAGAAUCUGCCUCGGACCGAACGGGCGCAGAGCAGUUUCGCGAGUGAACAUGGAGCCCCCGAAAAACAUAAAUAAUUGAUCCUCGGAGUGAUGGAAUUUUUGAGCCGAAUGGUUUAAUAUUUUAUUCAAUUCUCUCAACCGUGUUGUGUGAAAUUUGUGUGCACUAUUUCGGUGGGGAAAACGAUGUGAAAAUUUCCUCGGAACUUGCCGCUGUUGGCCUUGGCUGGAUUCCUCUGGGUCAAGCAAAUUGAUCCAGUUUCUUUUCUGCGGAAAAGGUGUUCGGAAAAUGAAGGAAAAUUAAGCCAUCUAGCUUGAGAGCUAAGUGAUUGAGGGAAGGUGAUUUCUGUUCGAGAUCGCACCGAAGCUGUGAUAAUCUGGGAAGGGACGGUGAAUUUCCUUUUUUCGCCUGCCAUGAGUUGCAAAGCUCGAAUCAUCUGGUCGAUUUCCGGAUUUCAUUGGAUUGGAAAAAUCUAAAGUAACACACCACUAACCUAGAUCUGCGGAAUCCAAGGGAUUACGGAUAUCAUCAUCAGUGGAAACAAGGUGAUAAAAAUUCUGAAACCCGAGAGAAAUUUACGGAGAGCAAUCGGAGCCAGAGCGCCCUCGGAAAAUUGAAACAUGAUGACAGUGAAAUCGGUGGAGUUGUAAAUAGCAAUUCCUAAGUCCUGUGUAUAUUUCUGUGUACAGUGAAAAAGUGAAUCGAUCAGAAAUAAUAACAGUGAAGAAGAGAAAGCCAUCGCGAAAAAAUUGUACCAACGUGGAAAAUCAAUUUCCUUUCAGCUGCCAACGAACGAAAAGUUCCCGGACGCUGCCGCUCGGAAAAAAAACAGCAGGAAAUCCAGCGAAAAAAAAUCCGGUUGAUACAAGGCUCGGGAACUGACAAAAUAAAACAAGUAAAAAAAUACCGCCACCUCCCCCGGCUACUGAUGCCUGCGGUCUGGCGGUUCCUGUUCAUCAACGGAGCCAAGAUACCCGGUAGCAUCCAGGGAAGGAAAUCGAUUCCGGAACUUUUCUGCUAACGCCUGACGCCUGAGGAGGCAACUUUUACGACGUGGCAAACUCAAUUUACCCCGCCUGUGUGGGACAUCACACCUUGCGUGGUCGUUAGCUGAAAUUCACACGCUCUCUUUCGUAGAUCGGAAAAACAUUAAGCCUUGACAGCAGUUUGGGGAAGGGGAAAACCCGGAAGUGUAAGCUACUUGUGUAUGUGUCGAGUGCGAUUUUUUUUGUCUGAGUUCAAUACAACCACAUCGUAGUGUCGUCAUCCGUUAUCCUUUUAUUUUUGGAUCGGAUCCGAGAAACGGCGAAAAGGGGCUUUGUUAAAAGUAAAUAAGGAAAAUCCGGAAACGCCAUGUGUUUUUAUUGUUUUCAAUUUUCUUUUGAUUGGUGGAAGCUGAGCGAGUUCCUCGGGAUGGAAAAAUAAGUGUAAAAACUCACUCACUGAAUGUGCCCGUUUUUUUUUUACUCCGGAAGUAGAUCAAAGCCAUUCCCUCCAGAAGGAAAAGUGACAGUCACUCUGUGUGUUUUGUUACAGUUUCCGUACAAAAAAAAAAAACGGCUAAGCCUAACGAUGGUUGGCGGAAAAAUCCAUGAAGGGGAGAGGUAGAUACAAAAAGAGGUGUAAAAAAUAAAUCGGUCGUCCGUUUUGUGAAAGAAAAAGUGCCAGACAGUGUGAAAAAUAUCUACCCCAUUUCAUGCAGCACCACACACAGAGGGAAAGUUUAGCAAGGGCUUAUUCAAUUUUUCCUACUACUCAACACAGCAAACGGAAAAUGUAAAAAAGAGAGGUGGAAAAUCGCAGUUCUAAAUAGAAGCGCAGGGUAGGCAAAGUGGAUAAUCGUUUAAGUGGAUUUAUGAUGAUUUAAAUAGCGGAUUAUCGAGUGGCAUUGAGAGUAUCGAAGAGUGAAAAGGAGGAAAAACGCGCGUACGUAAGAGUGAGAUUCAACAACAUUUAUUACAACACAACGCCGAGUCAAGAUGAAUAUGAAAGCAAUACAGUGCUCCCUGGUGGCUGCCCUGGCUUUGAAGCUGGCUGGGCUUCUGGUGUAUGCCUGCAAAAUUUCGGAACAUCCCUGCAAAGGUGGGGCUUUCUGUGUGCCGUUGGAUAAAUUCUGCGACGGAAAGGACGAUUGUGGGGAUGGCAGCGACGAGCCCAAACAGUGUACAGUGUGUAAUCGAACCUACUACGGGGACAUUGGAAGGACCUACUCGUUGACGGUUCCUCCCCCUCAGUGGAAUCGAUUGCCGUUCCUGUGUCAUUUGACGUUCACCGCUUCCGGCAAUGAGCAAGGUGACAUUGUUCAGAUUAUCUUUGACAAGUUCACCGUGGGUCGAUUCGACGAGGGUCUGAUCGAUCCAGAUAUGGAUUCGAAUGACGCCAGCCUCACCAGUGGAGGAGAUCUGCCGGGAUGUCCGGAAGGUUUCAUGCAGCUCAGCGAACUGGGGCGCCCUUUUACCGGUGGGUCCUGGUGCGGCAAGGCGUCCGGCCAUCAGCUCUAUUUCAGCGAAACGGCCACGGUGACAGCAUCUGUCAAGGUUUUCCAUGCCCCAAUGCAAGCUGGAACGCCGUUUGAGUUCCGAAUAAGAUAUAAAUUCAUCAGUCAAUCAGACGCCAUAGUGAGAUACGGUGCUCCCAACGAGCUGCUAGAGCUGGGCCGCGUCACUCCCGGAACCUAUUGCACCCGCCAGUACGACGAAUGCUACCGGAAAAAGUGCCACCUCCAAAGUCCCAACUAUCCGGGUAUGUACCCUCGGAAUGUCACCUGCUAUUGGACCAUCCGCCAAAAAGUGGUCCCAACCUGCAAACACGCCAUGGUUUCCAUAGGGCAGGAAAACGAACACAAAGCCCUGGUUAAAAGAUCGAUCGCCAGCCUGAACAAAACUUCGAGGGCGGUGCGGGCCUGGUCCGAUUGUACCGGGGAGAGGGACCAUCUGAUUUUCUACGACGGAAGCAGCACCAACGAUCCGGUCCUGGCCAAGUACUGCGGGGGCGAUUGGUUGCCCAAAGUUGUUUCGAGGGGCCCGGAGAUGCUGAUUGCGUUCCACUCCAGCCCAUUUUCAGCGCCGCUCCAGUCGGGCCAAUCGAACCGGGGCUUCGAGCUAGACGUCGACAUCCUCUUCGCCGAUUCCGAUUCGCAUGACUUUGCCCAGGGCAGUAAAUGCGAGUUCCACAUCAAUGCAUCCAAUCCAGAUGAGGUACUUUUCUCUCGAAGGGGACGAAUGGGUCAUUUGCUCAGUCCUCGACACACGUUGCCCCCAAAUACGAGCUGCACCUACUACUUCCAUGGAGUUCCGACGGAUCUGGUUUGGAUAUCGUUCACCAACUACCAGCUGCAAAUCCUGCAGCCAACUUCCGGCAGCAAUCUGGAUAAUGCCACCAAUCAUAAGUGUUCAAACAGAAGGGUGGAAGUUAAACAUCUCCGCCAAGCGCAGAUGGAAACUACUCUACCGUGGAUUACUCGCACUCGAAUUUGGGACAGUGCCGGGACUUUCGUUCCGGUCAAGACAACGUCUCCGUCAUCGAUCAUCAGCACCUCGGCUUCGUCUUCUUCUGGAGGGGGUGGGUCUUCGUCCGGUGAUUCCGGUGUAACUCCCUCGCUCUAUCAAGGUGGCACCAGCACGACGGCACUGUAUCAGCAAAUCAUGAACCGAACCGUUGGCACUUACUACGGGUCGGCGAAUCAAAGUGGGGGUGGAGGCCGGAACUUGAAGAUUAAUAUCGAUAACGUGUGGAACCCAGUGGACCAGUACAUUUAUGGGCCCACGGUAAAUAGUAUCUUCAACCAGCCGCAAUCUUCGCAGGCCUCGAAUGCGGCAGGUGCCGGUUACGGAUCAGCGGACAAGGGCCUGAUUCUCGGUGGGGACAAGUUCACCAAGUAUGGAUCUUCCGGUAGUGGGAAGGGUGGAAAAGAUGGCACUCGAAAGGGGAAAGACAACGAUAUUCUCAAGGAUUAUAUCGGGGGUGGUUCCUCGGGAAGGAAAGAUAAAUCUGGUCGCAGCAAUCGGCGCCUGGUGGCCGAGUUCUACGAUAAUGAAUCACCCAAACUGUGUGACCACGUUUCACUGGAGACCAAAGGGAACCGGAUGAGGCCGUGUACUCCGCUGGAAAGUUACGUUAGCGCCGGAAGUGAUUUGAAAAUCGAAUUCCACACCAUGACCGGAACGUCGCUGUUUCCGUUCAACUUUGGCAUCAAGUACGAGUUCAUCGAUACGGAGCUUGGUGGGGAACCCUAUCUGGGACAGAAAGGGGAUGACACCGAGAUUCCGAUUCUAUGUUCCCGGGUCUUUAAGAAACGCAAGGGCGAAUUCCAGUCGCCGAGGAAUGUGUUCCUCCAUGGACGAGGGGGAGCCAAGAACAUUUCCUGCCUGUACCGAUUCGAGGCUUCUUUCGGCGAAAGGGUUCGAAUUGAGUUAUACAACGUAUCGUUCGGCGAAUCGGCAUCCUGCGUAACCGAAUCGGAUGGCCAUACCGGUCGAGCACGAUGCGCCCCAACGGAACUAGAUCCAGAAGCUGGACGCAUAGGGGAACUCCGUAUCUUUGACGUUCCCCACCGGGAUGUGCGCAUCCCGAUGGGGUGUUUCUGUGAUAACACCAGCAGCACCUACAACUCCCCGAUGACUUUUAUUUCUAAUUCGAGAACUCUGGAGCUUACCUUCACCGUAACGCGGCUGAACAUCAGCGAAGAUUUUGCUGAUGUUUACUUCCAUGCGGCAUACGACUUCAUCCGGGUUCCGGAAUGUCGAAAGCGGAUGAAGCUUCGAGGUUCCGGUGGCGAAGAUGAAGUAACCUACCCGAUGCGAUCGAACGAGGCCAGCUGCGACGGCCUUCCCUGGAUUAUCGAGGCCACCAAACAGGAUAGGAGCCUGUUCGUACGAACCUGGGGCAGUUUCCUGCCGCUGGAUCCGACCCAGGAAGAGUUCUCCAAGUGUAACACCCGGAAUCGUCUGAUGGUUUACAGCGGCAGGCCGCUGAAACUGAUGCAGGUGAUCUGCCCUUCGCCUCCGUCCAGCCGGUCGGCUGCGCUGCAUAUCUUCUCCGAAGAUUGGCUCAGCAGUCAGCCGUUUUUGAGUGUGGAUAGUCGUCCGGUGAGUAUGGUGCUGGAGCCGAUCCACAAGGAGGGUGGGAGUAUAGCGUUCUCCUGGUUGGAGAUCCAGCGGACGAAGGAAUCGUUGAAGCAGCAGCUUGAGGUGCACGGUAAUCUGACGAACUUCAACGAAACUAUGGUUGAGUUCGGCCUUUAUCCGAUGGGGAUUGAGUGUGAGCACCGGUGUCCGGAGCUGGACGCUUGCAUCGGCAGUGCACUGUGGUGUGAUGGUCGUCCCAACUGCCCGUCCGGUUUCGACGAAAAUGAGAAGGAGUGCGGCAGUCGGCUGAUGGAACUGCCCGGCGGAAUGUACGCCGCCUUCGGUUGCCUGGCAGCAGCCAUCUCCGCUUGCCUCAUCUUUUGCGUGCUGGCGAUAGUGAAAAAGCGCCGGAAGGCCAGCGAAAAGCUGAAAGCCUCCGCCCCCGCCUCUCUCAAUGGUACCCUCUCCAAGAAGGACUACAAGAAGGAGCCGCUCUUCUUCGACCCGGACUCCUGACACGGGCUGCAACCGGUCGAAUACAUUCACGUCGACCGGGAGACGACCGUGUGACAAGUUGUCUACAUCGACAUGGACGACAUGGCGUACUGUUGAAUGAAUCGCGCUGAACUACACACUUCGCACACUGUACUGCCCCGUGAGUCCUCUCGAAGGGGAGGUCCCCUAGUCUAGUCUAAAGGAUGGGGGCCUUCCAGUCUGCCACAUCGCCAAAACGUAUUAAGAUACAACUUCAAAACAGGUGGGUCAUUCCAAGAUAGAAAUUAGCGUUUAACUAAGUGGGUAUAAGGGAUGAGUGGGAAUUUCCAAGCGGGUCAAACUGCUAUCGGAAAGUAUUAGGAAAAAAACACGACGGAAACACAGAGAGAUAUUACUACGCAAUUUCGAAGCAACUAUAGAGAAAACCGAUGAUGGAUACAAGGAUAUUAAAAAAAAACUAGCAAAGCAAAGACAAGAGAAAUCUGGAAUCUUUCAAUGUUAUAAAAAACCAAGUGGAACUUGAUAUAUUGUAGAACUAAUAAGUAUUAUUAUAUUAUAUACAUAGCUGAAGAUCGACAUCUUUUUAUGAAAAAAGUGUAAGAUUUUUAUUCUACAAAAAUCUUGUGAUUCGUUUUCGGUUUUUCUAUUCUGAUUGUUUUUUCUAAUCUGAGUCGGUUUUUGAGGUGUAGGAAGGAGUUUUUCGCUGAAAAAUGUAAUAAAAUCCAAUUUUGUUCAAGUUUUCUCAAAGUAUAAACAGUUUUAACUUUUUUUUUUAAAUGCAUAAAUGUUAUUUGAAAAUGAUUUCUUAGAUUUAUCAAUCCGUAUUUUUACAAUAAAAUUCACAAACAUCACAAACAUUAUUUCAAACAAUGAGCAUUUCUUUAUAGAAUAAAUCCUGCGUACACCUCAAUAUUGAUUCAAAACGUAGUUAAAUGUAGAAAUAAAAUACUCUUUAAAAACCAUCCUAAGAAUAUGAAAGACAAAAACGGAAACUAGCCAAAAAUAUUUUUUUAAAGAAAAACACAAAAACUAACAAAAAACGUUACUUAUACUGAAAGCAAACAAACACACACAUAACUUCACAAAACCAAUAAAAAAAAUCUACUAGCAAAUAACUAACCUUUCCUUCUAAUCAUAAGCUGUUACCAAUUUCAAAACUAACAAACGGAUCCCGAAAACAAAUCAAACAACCUAGACAUCGAUCGCAGGAGAGCAAAACCCAAUCAGAAAAAAUCGAAUGAUAAACUAUAAACAAAACACACAAAAAAACCGACAUAAGAAACCAAUAGAUGAAAGUGCACAACACAUCUUUAGGACCUUUCGAUGAUGGUUACCCUACGAAAAAUGUUACCACACUCUCAACACUAAACUCUUGGUUCGUGUUACCUGUAGCCAAAUCUUGUGCGUUGGGUUCUUCUUAGCUCAACUUGUUCACUCGUGCAAUAUCAAGGAAUUAUGGAGGUUUUCGAAAGAAUUUUUGUAUUUUUUUUUACAACAAGUAAAGUCUUUGUAUUUUUAGCGUUCUUUUUUUCAUGGAAAUAUGACUUUCGAGUUCGAUCUAAGAAUGAUGAUUACUAUAAAUAUUCGAUUUAGAUUUAGAUACUCGUCCGGUUCAGUAGGUUUUUAAAAAAACAAUUUUUCGAGUCAAAUAAAACGAUACAUUUGUUUAUUAUCGUUUUAAGAAAUUAAAUAUGACCAUUAUUGACAUGCAUUUCCAGGAAAACUUAUUAUAGUUGGCAACUGCUCGUUGAACAAAAUCGCUAAAAAGCUCUUUCAGACUGUUAAGUGUUCUACAAAAUCUAAAUCGAGAAUAUUAUCGACUUUUUAGUUUUUUUCCACAACUUUUAAAUUGAUUGUUUCUAAAAUGUUUCCAAAAAUCUCUGCCACACCGUUCAGAUGAUUUUUGAUGCUUUACAGUUUCUAACAGGGGUGCUGAGAGAAAAUAGGCAAUUAUUCCCGAGCGAAUGAAAUUUUAUUGCAGAUGUGACGGCUUGGGAUCUACCUAGAGAUAAUACCCAAGCAACUUUGAAAUUCCAUUACAAAUUUGAACGUCCUUCUGUUCAGCUCACAAGUAAUCGUAAAAUGUCCUAGAACAAAAAAAUCUUUUCUCUUCUCUCUUACUUAGCGGUCAUCACCUCAUCCUGUUUUGAUACUCCGCCGAGGAACUGAGAUAAAGAGAGAUUGUGCGGAAAAAUGAGUAAAUAUCACUUAAAAUGAGAGAAACCAGUGCUAAGAGAGAGAAAAAUUGUUGCAAAUUGUGAAUCAGUUCCCAGUAAGCGCGUCCUCUCAGAAAUCGACAGAGCAUGCAAAAAAUCGAGAGUUGAGUCACCGAACUUAGAAUAAAACGGUUAACUUCGGCGACACUCCACGACGACUGUGGUCGCAUUUUGUCCCCGUGUCCCGUGUGUGCUUUCAAUCGUAGCUGUCGACUUCUCAGGCAGGCGAACACGCGUCUCGGAGGGAAACAUACAAACACGAUUCGGAUUGUGUUCGUGUGUUUCUCUGGAGGGCGUGUCUUAGCUUAAUUCGUGGCACUCACCCAAGGCACGCGUAUGGUGUGUUCCUCUCUAACGAUGUGAUGAUGCAAAAUCGCCAGAGAGAUCGUUACGAUCCCUCUGGCGAUUUGAGUUACCUCUCUGCCGAUUCAAAUUUACCGGGUUGUGGCUAUCUUAAAUAACAGAACCGUCACCUGAUUAUGGGCCCCAGACGGAGGUGGUGGCGAAGGACGAACCACGAGCUCGCGCGACUCUAUGGCAAACCCAGUGUUCAGAAGGUGGUUAAAGCUGGUCGAACACGCUGAGCAGGGCAUGUUGCAAGGAUGCCGGACGACUGUCCUGCAAAACAAGUGUUCGCUGCCUAUCCGGUAGGAAAAGACAAUUGGUUAGACCAAGUGGAGCGUGAUGUGGCGCAUGUGGGAUACCCGAGAAGUUGGAGAACGAUUGCCGAAUGGACCGAGUGAGUUGGAGGAAUAUUGUUCAUCAGGUUGUGUCGUAAGACGGUAUACCAUGUAUAAAAUAUGAGUCCCAUGGUGACGUGUUAAUUAGCUUAGCUUAGCUUAGCUUAUUUGACUACUCACAUCCACCUUGAAUUGUUGAACCCGAAAUGCUUGAAAACUGUCAAUAAUUACGAAUUUCCAAAUAUAAUUUUUUUUUUAAUAUUAAUUUUUGAUGAAUACCAAAGAAGACAGUUCAAACUCCACGAUCAUUGGUGUGAUUCGGUAGAACAAGUUUCACGUUGCUACUACGUUGUUGAUACAAUGGCGACAUUGUUACUUAACAACAUUACGAAACGGCUAAUAAAUCAAACCUUUUUGCCUUUCUAACAGAAAGGUUUGGUUAUCGGUCGAUUUGAGAGAUCAUUAAUUAUGGGUCUUAGACAUACCUUUAUAGGUACCUAUCGACUCAGCUCGACGAGUUCUGUUGAUGUCCGUGGAUUUGUAUGUGCCAUUUUAAAAAUGUCAAGAACGUUUUUGCGAAACUGGGCUGCACAAUUAGAAUGAUUUUAGUCUCAAAAGAAUGCAUUUUUUUCUCUACACAACCCUUUCAAAAACGGGAAAAAAACAAAAUAGUUGAAACCGUUUUCUUUACGAAAUACAUAUCAUACUUAUUAUGGCAUAAAAAAAAGUUGCUAGUGGCGCCUCGAAGCAGCAGCACCAGCAAUCAUUUAUAAAUUAGAGAUAAUCAAAAUAAAAAAUUAAAAUUUAUUGACUCGGGAAUCGAACCAAAAACCUUCAGAUCCCAAGGCGCAAACGCUAUCCAAUAAACCAUCAGCACGCUUGUCAAUGAGUGGCUCAAACUCAAAUACCUAAAAGGCAUUACUAAGACGCACCGUGGUCUGGGCAGUUUCUCAGUCUGCUGGGGCAAAUACGGCAACAGUGUUUAUAUCUUACACUUCUUGCUUUUCAAUGCAGCAAAUGGCGGAUGGGCGUUUCCUUCAGAGUCCGCCAUGCCUAUAAGACACUAUAAUUUCAUAUAUGAAAUUAUAGUGUCUUUAGCCAUGCCGGGUGUCAACAAAAUGCAGAGCCGUACAGAAAACUGCAUUGGGGGGAAUUUAUAUGAAGAUUUUAUGACCUUCGUUUUUUUUACCCGUGUUGAAGAAUGAAUUUAUGUUUUUUUUUUCAUUUCUACAUACUCAUACAUAAUUUAGAUUCAAUUUCAGAUGCAGAAUUCAG